Dendroctonus ponderosae (mountain pine beetle) is the source of this 2715-nucleotide messenger RNA. Its product is annotated as aldehyde dehydrogenase family 3 member B1. NCBI's taxonomy places the organism in Eukaryota, Metazoa, Arthropoda, Insecta, Coleoptera, Curculionidae. The record is from RefSeq and is a predicted model, not a curated record. Gene Ontology annotation, cellular component: cytoplasm. Gene Ontology annotation, biological process: aldehyde metabolic process. Gene Ontology annotation, molecular function: aldehyde dehydrogenase (NAD+) activity. Bases 676 to 2643 code for a protein of 655 amino acids. The transcript has 6 exons.
AAACGCAAAUGAGGCAUGUUUGUUCCAUAUAGAUUAAAUAAACUCGGUUGACAAAGUCUUGCAAAUAAAGUGCCGAUCAUACAGCGACUGAAACAUAAUAAUAAUAUUGAAACUGGAAAGUUUUCCUCAGGCAUGUCUGAAGAUGCAAAGCAAUUGAGCUUGCGAAAUGUGUGGAACAAAUUAUUUUCCAUAACGACUUAAAAGCACAAAAAACUUGCCAGUUUUUAGCGAACCUCGUCAAUGCUUUUGGUUGAUUGUUGUCCAACAGCUCAAUAUCAGAUUCUUAAGCCUAAAAUAAUGGCAAGUAAUUUGCAAAUAUCUAAGUCCAGAAACAGUGUAGUUUCCAUUUAGUGUUUUUAACAUAAAUGGCUUUAUAAGCUCGUUGAUUAUCCAUCAGAACUACAAUAACUCUCGAUCGUUGCAUAAGCACAAACAAGGCGACGCUUUUUACCAAUUUCUUCUGCUGUGGAUGGAGUAUCACUGCAAUCUUUGGCCGGGCUGUUGGUUUGUUCAGUCCGAAAUGGAAAGUAAUAGUAAACACUAGGCAGUCUCGGUGCAAUUGCCAUAAUCGCUAUUAUUGUUGCAUAACGAGUUUGUGAUCUCAGCAGUCACUAAUCGGUUUUUUAGUGCCAAUCUUGGAUUAGUAGAAAACAAAAUUUCGAGUUCGAAAGCAGAAUGAACGCGCCAAAAACCCUCCCUCGCAUAGACCCCUAUGUAAAACCACCAGCCGCCACCAAUGGAAUAUCACCAAAAAUCAGCCAACUGCAUCAAAUCUACACUCAGCAACCCAAAGCCUCUAAGCAACAGCAAAAUGAACUGAAAAAGAAAUCUGAUUACAACAGCUUGGAGGACAUCCAAAUAGCAGCAACAACAGCAAUAAAAGGGGAAGACAGACGUAUUCCUAGACGCUUAAUUAUGGACCCGAGCGGAAAACCCCGGAGUAAAAAUGUGACUAGUACAGUGAAUAGUAAAUUUGAGGAAUUGAGCAAAAGAGCGGACGAUUUGGAGCAAAAGCCAUCGAAUCAAAGGGAACUCAAUUUGGACAACAAAAGCACGAACAGUGAUUUGCAAGCAAACAUUGACGCGGAUGUUGAGAGAAUUAGCAGGUAUAUGGACUCGAUAAUUGAUAUUGAAGAUGAGGAAAACAAUGGCUAUGAGAAGAACAGAGCAAAGCAGUGCUUGGACAUUUCCAGGAGAGCAUUUAAUAGUGGCCGAACAAGAAAACUGGCUUUUAGAGAAAAGCAGCUGAAAGGUUUGUUGAAAUUCUUGGAGAAUCAUCGAACGGAGAUAGAAGAUGCCGUUUACAAGGAUCUCAGGAAACAUAGGCAAGAAACUAAUAUUUCUGAAAUUGAACUAGUAGCAAACGAUCUAAGGCAUACUUUGCUCAAGUUGAAAGCAUGGGUUGGACCAGAAAGGCCCCAAAAAAGGAUUAUAAACUUCCUGGAUAAUGCGUACAUUUACAACGACCCUUAUGGAGUGGUUCUCAUCAUCGGAGCAUGGAACUAUCCAAUUUUGCUAACUUUAGGACCAUUAGUCGGAGCUUUAGCCGGAGGAAAUACAGUGAUUCUUAAGCCUUCUGAACUGGCGCCAGCCACCAACAAACUCUUAUCGGAGGUUUUAAUCAAUUACCUCGAUCAUGAGUGUUUUCAAAUAUACUUAGGAGGAUCUCAAGAAACUACAGAGCUACUGAAAGAGAAAUUUGACUAUAUUUUCUUUACCGGCUCGUCGAAAAUUGGACAGCGAGUUUAUCAAGCUGCCGCCAAAAAUAUCACGCCUUGCACUUUAGAAUUAGGUGGGAAAUGCCCUUUAUACAUUGAUAACACUGUAGAUAUGUACAAAACAGCUAAAAGAGCGCUUUGGGGAAGAAUGUUAAACAGUGGGCAAACGUGCGUAGCACCAGACUACAUUCUAUGCACUAAGGAAGUUGAGGAAAAGUUUAUCAAGGAGUCUGAAAAAGUACUGAAGCAAUUUUGGGGCGACGAUCCCAGUAAAUCUUCGAGUCUAAGCAGAAUCGUAUCGGAAAGCCACUAUAGAAGGCUUAUAGAGUUCCUAAAAAAUGAGCACGUGGCUCUGGGAGGCCAUACAAAUGAUCAAGAGUUAAUUAUGGGCCCAACUAUCCUAACUGAUGUGGAUCCGCAAAGUCCUGUAAUGGAGGAGGAAAUUUUUGGGCCAAUAUUCCCCAUUAUCAACAUUCACACCGCCCAAGAAGCGAUCGACUUUAUCAACUCGCGGGAGAAACCAUUAGCUCUGUAUGUAUUUACGAAAAAUAAACGAGUGCAAAAUAUGUUCCUAACAAAAACUUCGAGUGGAGGAGUUUCGAUAAACGACACAAUAUCUCAUAUAAGUACCGAAAAUCUACCUUUUGGAGGAGUUGGGCUGAGCGGCAUGGGAAACUAUCAUGGAAAGUUUGGCUUUGAUACGUUCACCCAUAAAAAAGGAGUGCUCCUCAAAGACCUUGGAGGCAUUUCCGAAAUGGCACUAAAUCUGCGAUACCCGCCGUAUUCCAACAAGAAAACCAACCUUAUUAAUAUAGUAUUGCGAAAAAGGCGUGGAAUUUAUUUGGGAUUUUUGGAUCGAGUUUUUAUAUUUUUGCUUGGAGUGCUUUUAGCUUUUUUGUUACAGUUUUAUGUCAAUAUUUUUUAGCGAAUUUCGGUGUCAAUUUCCGCCUGUGUUAAAUCAGUAGAAGCGAAUAAUAAAUAUUUGAAAUAGAAAAAA